Molecule: messenger RNA, 1130 nt
Organism: Periophthalmus magnuspinnatus
Lineage: Eukaryota; Metazoa; Chordata; Actinopteri; Gobiiformes; Gobiidae
Gene: il1fma
Product: interleukin-1 family member A
Exons: 8
Coding region: 10-1086 (358 amino acids)
Biological process (GO): inflammatory response; immune response
Molecular function (GO): cytokine activity
Source: RefSeq, a predicted model, not a curated record
GACGACAUCAUGGAGGAUUUGCCAGUGGGUGGAGGGGUCUUCAUAGUCCACCAGGAAACCGAAGGAAAGCACCAAUAUGAGGUGAAGAGUGUCAUCAAAAAUCGGACGAAACCUCAAGAGAAGUUCUUCCUCAGGACAGGAGACAGGCUGAUGAUGGUGAACAACACUGAGAUCCAGGAUGUUCCUCCAGAGCAGUUGGCAGAGAUCCUGACCCAGGGGAGCCCCAUGCUGACGGUGCAUAAGACGAUCAGAAAGAAGGAGCCUGUGGAGGAGAAACCUUCAGAUGGCGACGUGUUGGUCCCAUGCUCCAAAGAGAAGCGUCUGCUGUGGUUCAACCAGGAGAUGAGGAGGAAGGACGACCAAGAACAAAACGAGGUCUUACCCAAAGGAGAAGGUGAAGAGGAGGUGUGCACAGAGGAGGCUGAGGAGAGCGACCUCCUGGUGGUGUCGAUGAAGAACACCACCAUCUCUGUGAUGACGGGGAGGAGCUGUGACUCCACAGAGCCGUGCCCCGAGUGCAGCCACAAGGAGUGUCUCUACGAUGACGUCGUCAUGGUGGCCGAGUCCAGCUCCAUCACGCGAGUUCCCGGAGGAAGCGGCUCUUUCCGGCAUCAAAAAUGCAACGAGGUCAAAGUGGAGAAUGUGACGAGUCGUCUGUUCCUCAACAGCCUGUGCCACGAGAAGCAGGUCUACAUGUCCCCCCAUCCAGACCUGAUCACCAUCUACUACUACAAGUCUGACCGGUAUGGGCCCAGCUCUGAGGUGAAGCUCCGGGGGAUGCCCGUGGUGCUCAACUUCAGCGGAUCCAACUGCUUCCUCAAAUGCAGCCAAGACGAAGAAAACCGAGUCCAGCUCUGUGUCGAGAUUUGUGAAAAACAGAAGCUGAAGAACAUCUCGAGGAGAGAUCGUCAGGCUCUGGCCUUUGUUUUCUACAUGAAAAGUGAACGCACCGGGGAGACCACGUUUGAGUCGGCGCUUCACACCGGCUGGUUCAUCCAGAACUCUGACGUCAACUCUGUGGAGAUGGCGACGAUGGAGAUAGACGAGAGACAGAAAAGACAAUUCAUCAUUAUUAUAAAAAAAUGAGGAGGGGACGGACUGGAACUUUUUUGGGGGGCCAUGACUGACAG